Nomia melanderi (Alkali bee) is the source of this 1670-nucleotide messenger RNA. The record is from RefSeq and is a predicted model, not a curated record. NCBI's taxonomy places the organism in Eukaryota, Metazoa, Arthropoda, Insecta, Hymenoptera, Halictidae.
AUGAAUGUCUAAAAAAACUGACAAUCUAUUGUUACAAUUUUUAUAUGGAUUACAUAUUAAUCGUAUUAAAUUCUCGGUAGUUCUAGUGUUAAUAACUAGAAAGAAUAUCACGUAUUCCAUUAAAAUCUACAGAAAUCAGAUAUGAAGAAAUGGACCGCAUUGGCUUCUGAUCGACUCAUAUGUAGGUACUUGAAGAUCGUUUGAAUUCCUAGGCUGAGGAAUCCGGCUGAUCGAUCAGUUUUCAUUGUUUCCUUCCGUUUUCUUAAUCUCUAAUAUUUUCAUGCGCCUUCCAUUCGUCGAUAUGGUUACAAGUAACCGAUCGAAACUACGAAGCUGCAAACUAGGACACCUCUGGUUGCGCUAGAAAUCAAGAGACCUCUCGACAGUACCUAUGCCCGUUUCGUUCGGAUCUCUUUUUCGUCGCGUUUCCUGCGCAGCAGCCGGUUCAAUGUAUGUUGUGGCGCGGCACGUGCCAGAAAUAGAAGUCCGUAUCCCUCGCGUGGAAUCCAACGCGGGGGGUGGUGUCGCGGAGUUUGAACUUUCAGAAUGAACUGGUAAGUCACCCUCAGUUUGCUGGAAAACCGUCGGCCGGUCGGUUCGCGGCUCCCCGUCAAUCGAGGAAUAAGCGGCGGCUCGCCGUCGAAGCGAUAAUCCGUGGCUCGAACGCGAUAGAAAUCACCGGGUCGAUUCAUUGUCUGCCGCGCAGCGAUACGAAUUAAUCGCCGUUUAACCAAUUAGGGCCGCCGAAUCAAUGAUCCGGGUGUAGACGAGACGAGGUUCAACGAACUUAUCAAUUGCGCGGACCCCCGACGGAUACUUUCGCGGAAUCGCGACACGAGCCCGGCGACGUGGACGAGAUUCGCCGUCGGGGCGAAAAAAAUCGCGUCGGGACAGCCGGAUUCUCGCGGCGCGGCCGUGAAACCGAUCGCCGAGCGGAGGAACAUGGGCCGAAACGGAGCUGGGCCGAUAAUCAGGAUGUCGUCGAACGGCACUCACGCCGCCGGAGGUGUCGAAUGUUGCUGUUGCAGAUGUUGCACCUGCAUACACGUGGAAUUCCUGAAGACCAUGCCGGGCAUUAUCAAGCUAUGCGAAACGAUAAUCAGCGGCCUGAUACAGAGCCUGCUAAUUAACUACGGCCUGAGGUACAGCACGACGAUCGGCUCGGCUUUCGAAGGAUCCCUGACCACAUCUUCCGCUUGCUUCUUGACGUCGUCGGUGUUGCUGGCCUGCUACAUCGUGUCCGAAAAAUCGUACAAACUGAUCAAAUCGUCUCUGUUCGAGAUGAUGUUCAACGCUCUAGCGUCGUUUCUAUAUCUGAGCUCGGCUUCGUAUUUGGCGUUCUCCACGAAGAUGUUCCUCCUCCCGGAAUAUUACAUAAGGCCAGGAUUCGACGUGUAUCCUGCGAUGACGGCAGCUUACAUGAUGAGCGGCUUUGUCGGGGUAUUACACGGAGCGGACGCCUAUUUCUCUUACGCGCACUACAAGACCGGACGUUAUUGAAUCUCUUCACUCCCCGACGACGAUUUGUAAUCGGAUCGGAUAAUCAGGGAAAUGGGUCGAGUGCUUAUUACCCGUUCAACCGAUACGGCGAUCUUUUCUACAUAGGACAUCCACUAUUUUCGUAUUCCUGUACAGAAUUUGUAAAAAAGAAAAGAAAAAUAAAAUGUUGA